AUGGGUGGCCCAAUCUUCAAUCGGAAUAAGCUGCGCCUGUCGCGGCCCUUCAAUCAGAAUGUCAUCAUGGGACUAAUCCUCUACGGCGUAUACACCGUAGUUGGGUGGUGCAGCGGCUCCAUUCUGAACUUUCUCGGCCCAAAGUACACCGCAGCUCUUGGGGGUAUAACUUAUCCGUUUUAUGUUGGAUCUCUGUGGUAUUAUGAUCGGGUCGGUCACGACGCCUUUCCACUCUUUGCCGGUGGCCUACUUGGGGUUGGCGCGGCUUUCUUUUGGACCACAUCAGGAUUCAUUCAGUUUGCCUAUGCAGAGGAGAAGGACAAAGCCAAGUACAUCACUAUUCAGUGGGUACUCUCUGCAACCGGUAGUACAGUGGGGGCCAUCAUCGCGUUCUCUGCGAAUUAUCAGAGCACAGAAGCGAUCGGCGUCUCGUCAGGAGUUUACAUUGCUUUCAUUGCCAUCAUGUGCUUCGCCAUAGGCAUAGUUCUGGUCUUUAUCAUUAAGCCAGAGAAUGUCGUCCGAGAUGAUGGGCGACACAUCGCCAUAUUCAAGGAGCCGACCGUUAUUGAAGAAGUCAAAGGCGUGUUCUCGGUGAUGACAGACCCCAAGAUCUUAUUUCUUCUGCCGGCCAUGUUUGUGGGUGAAAUGUGCCUGGCCCUUGUCAGCAGUAUCAAUGCUCGGUACUUCAAUCUUCGCACAAGAUCUCUAAGCAACCUGCUCUUUCAAGUUGUCAUGAUCCCUACACCAUUAGCUUUAGCAUGGGUCAUGGACAACCAACGAAUCAGUUCCCGCCGCACACGGGGCUUCAUCGGCGUCGCCAUUGUAGGGACGGUUACGCUAGCAGCUACUGCUGGCUUGCUAGGUUGGAUCCUCAAGAACGACAUAGAUAAUAGGGACAAUUCAGUCGCUGUUGACUGGACUGAUUCCGCAUUUGCUGCGGCCUUUGUGCUGUAUCUCUUGUUCGGGAUUGUUUACGCAUGCUUUCAGAUCACGGUACAGUGGACAUUGGCCUGUUUGUCUAACGACCCGAGGCUAUGCGCACGCUAUGCUGGAGCAUUCAAAGGAACAGUCAGUCUUGGCAUGUGCGUCUCGUUCGUCGUUGACUCCCAGGGCAUGAGCCAUCGCGACCAGGCCAUCAUGCAACUGGUGUUGUAUGCCUGUGGCAUUUUUUGCUUGGCCUAUGUCAUCGCGGUUUACAUGAAAGAAACAAAUUACUUACUUGAGAGCAUGGUUGUGGUUCCUGAAGCUGUGGAGAAGGCGCUGAUGGCGAGGCAGGCUGCUGACCCAGAAGCCGAAUUGAAGGAGGAGAAGCAUAUGACAUCUGGACACAAGACGUCUUAG
Molecule: messenger RNA, 1341 nt
Organism: Purpureocillium lilacinum
Lineage: Eukaryota; Fungi; Ascomycota; Sordariomycetes; Hypocreales; Ophiocordycipitaceae
Source: RefSeq, a predicted model, not a curated record